Molecule: messenger RNA, 544 nt
Organism: Suillus bovinus
Lineage: Eukaryota; Fungi; Basidiomycota; Agaricomycetes; Boletales; Suillaceae
Exons: 1
Coding region: 21-359 (112 amino acids)
Source: RefSeq, a predicted model, not a curated record
CAGAUGUCAUCCUUUCUCUGAUGCUCCGUGUUGCGCAGGUCUGUGUGUUGUUCAGGCUGCCUCGUCAAUUUGGCGCAUACUCUCGACCCCUUGCGUACGUUGAAUGGUUUACCCCGUUCAGAGAGCCAGACGAGUCGUCUGGUCUGCGUCAAAUAUCUCGUUCAACUCGUCACUUGCGACUGAAUUCGGCCGUGAUUCAUGUUGACGAGAUUAUUCGUCCAUCUCACCUCAUACCCAAGAUGGGUCAAUCGGUCGAUCCUACGUGGACGAGCGCGAAUGUGUAUGAGUUGGCGAGUGAAUUUUACUUAAAUACAUUCAUUGACCUCGAGACUUUUUGUAUGUCCACUACAACUACUUAGAUUCAUUUAGAAUAGGACUACAGCGAUGUAAUUGCGGAUAUUGGCUACUACAGUGAAUACAAGAACUCCCAGUGCUCUACAUAGCCCUGGUUUCAGCUACAUAUGACUACAGUGACUACGUAGCACUAUGUAGCCGUCACUGGGACUACACCGGUAUUGGUUUUUUCCUGAUGCAGAUUCCAGAC